AUGACGCCACGAACCGCUCACAGCUCACCACGCGCGGCGUCACCGCCCUACUCCCAGCUCGACGAGCUCGACGCCCAUUUGCCAGACGAUGUAAUCGAGCAAGUAGCCAAGCUUGCCUACCUGCUCCAGGCCGAACUUGUGGAGUGGCAGGCGCCGCGCAGCCUCGUCGCCCAAGCGGUAGCGAAGGCCGCGACGCGCGGCUGGCGUAAUGCCGACAACGAUCAGUUGAUCGGGGACCCGGCCGUCGCGCGCCUCGCCCGCGCGCUUCUUGACGACGAGUCGUGGAGCGCGCCCGCGAGCGCGCCCGCACCGCGGCAGGAGCUACGGGAGCUCGCGGUCCUGACCAACGCAUUGGAACGGGCCCGGGCCGACGCGGCCGAGCUGCGCGCGGAGCUCGAGCGGACGCGGUCGCCGUCGUCCAAGGGCGCGGCGCGGCGCGUCGCCGCGGCGCGGGACCUCGCUCGCGACACGGAAGCCCGGGCGCGCCAGACGAGCGCCGCGAUUCAAUCCGCGAAGGCGACCUGCCGCGCCGAGGUCGCGAGCGCCCGCGAGGAUCGGAGGGAGGCGGAGGCGGGCGCCGAGCAGGCGCGGGCGGAGGCGGCGAAGGCACGCGCCGCCCGGGACGCGACGGAACUCGAGGCGGCCGCGAUGCGAAGCGAAGCCGCCGCCGCCGAGCAGCGCCGCGACGCCGCCGAGGCCGCCGCAGCCGCCGCGGAGCGGCGGCGCGCCGCGGCGGACGUCUCUCCCGAGGACAUUCAGCGGCUCCGGAAGGAGGCCCGCGACCUGCGGGACGCGGUCGCGAGCGGCGAAGCGCGGGCCCGCGACGCGGCGGCCGCGCGGCAACGCGACGAGGCGCGGGCGGACGCCGCGAAGGAGCUCGCGGGUCGGCUGGAGCGCGAGGCCGCGGCGGCGCGCGACGCGGCGGCCGCGGGCCUCUCGGCCGCGACGCGCGCCGCCGAGGACGCUAGGCGGGAAAUCGCAUUGCGGGAUGCCGCCGUCGAGGCCAGGAGGCGCGCCGAGGCCGCAGUCGCCGACCAGCGCCGGGCCCUCGCGCGCCUCGAGGCCGCCGUCGCGGCCGAGACGAAGAGCCUGGUCCGCUCGGCGCCGCCGCCGCCGCCUCCGCCGGUCGUCGUCGAGCCGAAGCCUCCGGAGGUGCCGGAGGGCUCGCUCGCGGACGAGGUGCACCGCCUCGCCGCGAAACUCGUGGCGGUGACGCGGGGGCCGCUGGAGGAGCGGAACGCGAGUCGGUGACUGCUAAUUUUCGG
Pelagomonas calceolata is the source of this 1265-nucleotide messenger RNA. The record is from the annotation of a GenBank genome assembly. NCBI's taxonomy places the organism in Eukaryota, Pelagophyceae, Pelagomonadales, Pelagomonadaceae.